AUGACGGGUAUGCAACCUAUUCCCCCAGAGGUGUCCGAAUGGCGCCUCAAAGUGGCCAAUGUCGUUCAUGAUGUCUUUGCUUCUUUCUUUUCCUCAGAUCGCUCCUCUCGAACAUCUGAAAAUGGGGAGUCUGGUGACGAAACUACGACUCGUGCCUCUCGGGGCCUCGAAACAAGCCGAUGGGCACCCCAGAAUGCGAGUACAAAUGCCUCGAAGACAGGCGCCAGCAGGUCUAAUACACGAGUGGCCAGUGGAAGAAGCCUUGAAGACAGUCGCUGGGCGCCAAAAGACGUGGUGCAGUGCAAUAGCCCUGCUGCUCGAGGGCUGGAGGAUAGUAUGUGGGCGUCGAAGAGUCAAAAGGGCACAGAGGGAAAGAGCCUUGCUCCCAGUGACAGUCCUGCACACUCUUCCUCUCUCCCCUUCACUUCUUUCACUUUUUUCCCAUCUUCACUUUCAUCCACCCAACCCCAGCCUCUUCCUUCCCACUCUCUUUCAUCUCCAUCUUCCUCAUCUUCCCCUCAAGUCUACUCAAACUGUUCUCGAAUCUCUUCUGAUCCUAUUUCUCGUACUUCGCCAAACAAAUCCCCCAUAAUGUUUUGCCCCGCGGAUGUGGACGACACUGCUGGGUUCAUGGCAGUCGUUCGCGCUAGGAAUCAAAGCAUCCAGGCCACCACGUCUGCUGCCAUCCACGACACGUCCAGCGACCAAGAAAUAUAUCCUAAACCUUCUACUUUUUUCGUUGGCAAUCCUACUUCUCCUGAGUCUGUCCUGUCAUCUCCCAGCUCGCUCGCUGGUAACCACGGUGGUAGCCAGGGCGACGCGUCUCCAACCCCCAAGGAAUUGUUUGGUAAGAAAAGAAAUUUCUCUCCUGUUGACAGCCCUACUGCGUCUGAAUUUGUGCCUUCGUCUUCCAGUUCGCUUGCUGGUAACUUUUCUGGUAGCCAGAACCCUUUUUCCCCUGUUGGUUCUAGAAUCUCCAGCUUCGUUGGCAACCCUGCUGCGGAAGAGUUUGUGCUUUCUAAGCCCAGCUCCUUGGUCGAUAAUCCUGUCAAAGAUACAGUCUCUGUGUCUUUUCCGAAGGUAGAUAUUGCUACUACCGAUCAUGGCUCCCAUGAGAACGGUGGGCUUGACAGUUUCGGUUCCAAGCCUCAGCUUACCGUUCCUAAAACUGCAUCUUCAAAAGAACAAGAGAUUGUCACCGGCGUGGAUGAUACUGCUGGAUUUAUGGCUGCUGUGCGCGCCUUGAACCAGUCACGUAAUGUUUCUGCCAUUAGCGGCACCACCGCUGUCGAACAGACCCCCAAUUUGACGGACGUGGUGAGCGAUAAUGCGGAGCCGGAACAACCUACUAAACUUCCUGUCGCAUCUCCCGCCAGGGAUUUUUUUACGUCAUCUCAACUCAAGGUCAAGAGGGAGUCCACUGAGGGAUUCGCCGCUUUUGAUACUGAGGAUCCGGUCCGAAGUAUCCAACCGUCUAGUGAGCCUCCUACUUUUGAGGAUCCUCCUGGUAUCUCGUUUGAGAAAGUCAAUGUGGACGAUACAGUGACCGUGGUGUCUCCUUCCAUUGAGGAACCUCCUACUACGUCUUCAUCGGAGAAGCCGGCCAAUGUGGAUGACACUGCGGCAUUCAUGGCUGCUGCCCGUCGCCUAAGACGUGCUCCUGCAGGUGAUACCGCCGAACCCAAGGGUACUGCUCAAAACACGGUCGAACCGCAAAGUAGCUGGCUGAACAGCCUGUCUCCUUUGAAAGAAGACUUGGGAUCUCUUGAUAUUUUCAAUGCGCCUCGUCAACUUGUGGCUCCCGUUCAGAACCUGAAGCGCGCUGGAAUCGGCCGACUCAGCAUGUCUCCUGCUGAACACUUUGUUUCCGCGGCUUGUUCUCCAGCAGUGAAGAUUAACGAUGAUUUGGGUGAUGCUGCGAGUUUGCACACUGUCACCGUUCCAAAGCAAGAGCCUGUCAUCAAUGGAUUUCCAACUGCUUCUAAUGGCAUAGAUCAUGCCGAAUCCUUGUCUAUGACUGAUCAUGUUAAUGACUCCGAGCCUGAAGCGCCAAAGGAGAAGGUUGCAAUUAGCGUGAAUGACACGGCUGGUUUUCUUGCAGCUGUUCGUGCUUUGAAGGAGAGAAACCGGUCUCCUAGCAAUUCCUACACUAAUGCAGCUCCUCAUGAGAGGAAGGCUUCAAAUGAAUACGGUUCUGCAACUCGUGCUCAUCCGAGUAUCACCGCUGUCGAAGACGAGGAUCGCGAGAAUCUGAUUACUUUCAAGUCGUGGGGUACCCCGGCUCCGCGAGACAAGCCUCCUUCGCAAGUGAGACGCAUCAUCCUUACUGGAUUGCCUUCUAGCUGGGCUACCCCCACCAAGGUGCUGUCUCUCAUUCACGGCGGUGCUAUCGAGAAGGUCAACAUUGAUUCGUCCGGAAAUGCUUAUGUCUACUUCUGCGACCAUGAAGCCUGCAAAGCAUUCUACGAAAAGUACCCGAACGGUAUCGGUCUUGGCCAGAGCAAUGUCUUCGUUGAUAUAGGCCAGGAGGUCGACGUUGUCAGCUCACAGUUGGCCUUGAGCCGCUCCAUUGGCGCUACCCGUGUUGUCCGUGCCGUGGGUGUUGACCUGAAAGUCACGAUGGACCAGCUUCACCAAAUUGCCACCGGCAACAACCGUAAGAUCGAGAAGAUCACGGACAACUACGUUCCUGGCGAGGCUCGUGCUGUGAAUUUCCGUUUCUGCAACAUCGACGACGCGAAUAAAUUCCGUGCAAUGCUUGUCCGUGAUGUUGACUGGGAGCAUUGCAAUAUUCAAUAUGGGAAGGAUCCGUAA
Molecule: messenger RNA, 2814 nt
Organism: Aspergillus ruber CBS 135680
Lineage: Eukaryota; Fungi; Ascomycota; Eurotiomycetes; Eurotiales; Aspergillaceae
Exons: 6
Coding region: 1-2814 (937 amino acids)
Source: RefSeq, a predicted model, not a curated record